GCAAUGCCAAGCUUGCCAGCCUUACGUUCGCUCUGGAGCUGGAACGGCGGCUGCGUAAUGCAGCCGAGAAUGAUGGCAUCACCUCGCAUGCCAUCAACCCAAACGCCGUGCUCACGGACUUUCAGAAGUCGCUGUCGGCAAGCUCCGAAAGAUCCGCCAUGUCAUAUCUGCCCCCAGUGUGGAUUGCUGGAAAGGUCUUCGGUUUCCUUGGAUCGCGAUUCCGGGAGAUGACGAUGCGCUCCAUACAGCACGGGGCUUCAGCGAUCGUCCACGUUGCUACUUUGCCGGCCCUCCAGGCCAGCGGGGGCGGUCUGUUCGAUGACACGGAGACCGCCUUUACAAAGUGUGGCCGGACCGCGGCAUAUUGUGGGCGGGUUCCUGAAUCCUGGCUGCCUUCUGUCACCUUGGAUGAGCAG
Molecule: messenger RNA, 416 nt
Organism: Symbiodinium pilosum
Lineage: Eukaryota; Dinophyceae; Suessiales; Symbiodiniaceae
Source: the annotation of a GenBank genome assembly